Messenger RNA from Melozone crissalis (California towhee), 717 nucleotides. Its product is annotated as ubiquitin-conjugating enzyme E2 R2. Gene Ontology annotation, biological process: protein polyubiquitination; ubiquitin-dependent protein catabolic process. NCBI's taxonomy places the organism in Eukaryota, Metazoa, Chordata, Aves, Passeriformes, Passerellidae. The record is from RefSeq and is a predicted model, not a curated record. Bases 1 to 717 code for a protein of 238 amino acids. The transcript is spliced from 5 exons. Gene Ontology annotation, molecular function: ubiquitin conjugating enzyme activity.
AUGGCCCAGCAGCAGAUGAGCAGUUCACAGAAAGCGCUGAUGCUGGAGCUGAAGUCGCUGCAGGAGGAGCCGGUGGAGGGCUUCCGCAUCACCCUGGUCGACGAGUCCGACCUCUACAACUGGGAGGUGGCGAUCUUCGGGCCCCCCAACACCCUCUACGAGGGCGGUUACUUCAAGGCUCACAUUAAAUUUCCUAUUGACUAUCCAUAUUCACCACCUACGUUCAGAUUCCUGACCAAAAUGUGGCACCCCAACAUUUAUGAGAAUGGGGAUGUAUGUAUUUCAAUUCUUCACCCACCUGUAGAUGACCCGCAAAGUGGAGAGCUGCCCUCCGAGAGGUGGAACCCUACCCAAAAUGUCAGGACUAUCUUACUGAGUGUAAUCUCUUUGCUUAAUGAGCCCAACACAUUCUCUCCUGCCAACGUGGAUGCAUCAGUCAUGUUCAGGAAAUGGAGGGACAGUAAAGGAAAAGACAAGGAGUAUGCUGAAAUCAUAAGGAAACAGGUUUUGGCUACCAAAGCUGAGGCAGAGAAGGAUGGCGUGAAGGUCCCCACUACACUGGCAGAAUACUGCAUCAAAACUAAAGUGCCUUCCAAUGACAACAGUUCAGAUUUGCUUUAUGACGACUUGUAUGAUGAUGACAUUGAUGACGAAGAUGAGGAGGAAGAGGAUGCCGACUGUUACGAUGAUGAUGAUUCUGGCAAUGAGGAGUCGUGA